Molecule: messenger RNA, 1301 nt
Organism: Talpa occidentalis (Iberian mole)
Lineage: Eukaryota; Metazoa; Chordata; Mammalia; Eulipotyphla; Talpidae
Gene: P2RX6
Product: purinergic receptor P2X 6
Exons: 12
Coding region: 49-1215 (388 amino acids)
Biological process (GO): monoatomic cation transmembrane transport; response to ATP
Cellular component (GO): plasma membrane; nuclear inner membrane
Molecular function (GO): extracellularly ATP-gated monoatomic cation channel activity; purinergic nucleotide receptor activity; ATP binding
Source: RefSeq, a predicted model, not a curated record
GUUGCUGUGCUGACUCAUGCACCGGAGCAGCCAGUAGGAACCAGGAACAUGGGCUCCCCAGGGGCCGCGGUAGACUGGGGGCUUCUGGAUUACAAAACUGAGAAGUAUGUGAUGACCAGGAACUGUCGGGUGGGUGCCCUGCAAAGGCUGCUGCAGCUCGGAGCUGUAGUCUACAUGGUGGGGUGGGCCCUUCUGGCCAAAAAGGGCUACCAGGAGCAGGACCUGGACCCCCAGGUUUCUGUCAUCACCAAACUCAAAGGGGUUUCUGUGACACAAAUCAAGGAACUGGGGGACCAGCUAUGGGACACGGCUGACUUCGUGAAGCCAUCACAGGGAGAAAAUGUAUUCUUCUUGGUGACCAAUUUCCUUGUGACACCAAAGCAAGUUCAGGGAACAUGCCCAGAGCACCCCUCCAUCCCACUGGCCAACUGCUGGGCCGAUGAGGACUGUCCAGAAGGAGAGAUGGGGACGCACAGUCACGGCAUAAAAACAGGUCAGUGUGUGGUUUUCAAUGGAACGCACAGGACCUGUGAGAUCUGGGGCUGGUGCCCUGUGGAGAGUGGUGCUGUGCCAGUGAAGCCCUUGCUGAUCCAGGCCGAGAACUUUACACUGUUCAUCAAAAACGCAGUCACCUUUAGCAAGUUUAACUUUUCCAAGUCCAAUGCCUUAGAGAUCUGGGAUGACACCUAUUUCAAGAGCUGCCGCUAUGACCCGCACUCCAGCCCCUAUUGCCCUGUGUUCCGAAUCGGGGACCUUGUGGCUGCAGCUGGAGGGGUCUUUGAGGACCUGGCAUUGCUGGGCGGUGCUGUGAGCAUCCACAUCCGCUGGGAUUGUGACCUGGACCACAGGAACUCUGACUGCAGGCCCCACUACUCCUUCCACCUGCUGCAGAGAAGUUACAACUUCAGGACAGCCACUCACUGGUGGGAGACCCCUGGCGUGGAGGCCCGGAAUCUUCUCAAGCUCUAUGGGAUCCGUUUUGAUAUUGUGGUCACCGGGCAGGCAGGGAAGUUCGGGCUCAUCCCCACAACCAUCACUCUGGGCACAGGAGUGGCUUGGCUGGGUGUGAUCACCUUCUUCUGUGAUCUGCUGCUGUUGUAUGUGGAUGGAGAAGCCCAAUUUUACUGGAGGACCAAGUACGAGGAGGCAAAGGCCCCAAAGGUGACCACCCACCAUGAGCAGACAGAGCUGGCCUCAGUACCCUCACACUCUUAGAGGGGGCCCAGCACCCACCCCCUUGGCUGCUGAUGCUGGGAGCUGAACAGUGACGCUGGGGUGGCCUUCUCAAGCUAUGGGCCCAA